GUGGGAGUGAGGGCAAAAAAAAAAAAAAUCAGGACAAGAACGACAUCAAACCUCGCAGGAGACGGAACGAAAAGACCUCUCCUUUUACCUCCACCUUUCACCCCAGCUGAGGCUACCAGGGGCGCGCCCUUGUCAAAGACCAUCGGCCACUUCAAACGGGAACUUUUUGGCGUGAAGCUUCAAGGACGACGGAGCAUCUUUUCUACACAAAUACAGGAAACAGCUGAAGCUUUUGCUUUUUUUUUUUUUUUUCCCAGCAGAGGAAAUAAAGCCCUCACGCAUCCAACAAGCUCCUUCUCUCACUCUAUCUCGCAGAAAUGUCGCGCUGGGGGCGUAAGAACGUGAAGAAGGCUCCGGAGGUGAUCCGCACGGUGACGGAGGGCCUCAAGUCGCUGUACCGCAAAAAACUACUGCCGCUAGAACAGUACUAUGGCUUCCACGACUUCCACUCGCUCAGCCUGGAGGACGCAGAUUUUGACAACAAACCCAUGGUGCUCGUGGUGGGACAGUAUUCCACUGGGAAGACCACCUUCAUUAAGUACCUACUGGAACAGGAGAUUCCUGGCAGCCGGGUGGGACCCGAACCCACCACCGACUGCUUCACCGCCAUCAUGCACGGCGAAGUAGAGAGCGUCAUACCUGGGAACGCCCUCAUUGUGGACCCAAACAAGCCUUUCCGAAAGCUCAACCCUUUCGGGAACACCUUCCUCAACAGAUUCCAGUGCGCCCAGAUGUCCAAUCAGGUGUUGGAGAGCAUCAGCAUCAUCGACACCCCUGGAAUCUUGUCUGGAGCUAAGCAGAGAGUCAGCCGAGGCUACGACUUUCCCGCCGUGUUGCGCUGGUUCGCCGAGCGCGUGGACCGCAUCAUCCUCCUCUUCGACGCCCACAAACUGGAGAUCUCGGACGAGUUCUCGGAGGCCAUCGGCGCGCUGAAGGGCAACGAAGACAAGCUGCGGGUGGUCCUCAACAAGGCCGACAUGGUGGGGACCCAGCAGCUCAUGAGGGUCUACGGCGCCCUCAUGUGGUCUCUGGGCAAGGUUUUCGGCACCCCCGAGGUUCUCAGGGUCUACAUCGGUUCCUUCUGGUCCGAACCGCUGAUGGUGACGGACAACCGCAAGCUGUUCGAGCUGGAGGAGGAGGACCUCUUCGCCGAUAUCCAGAAUCUUCCUCGGCAUGCGGCGCUGCGCAAGCUAAAUGACCUGGUCAAGAGGGCGCGCCUGGUUCGGGUGCACGCUCACAUCAUCAGCUACCUGAAGCAAGAGAUGCCGUCCGUUUUUAGGAAGGACAAUAAGAAAAAGAACCUCAUCUAUCAAUUGCCCGUCAUCUUCUCUAAGAUUCAACUGCAGCAUAACAUUUCUGCCGGAGACUUCCCAGACUGUGCCAAGAUGCAGGAGCAACUGAUGGUUCACGACUUCACCAAGUUCAAAACCCUGAAGCCCAACCUGAUGGCGGCCCUGGACGAGCUCCUGUCCGUGGACAUCGCCAAGCUGAUGCCGCUCCUGCGCCAGGAAGAGCUGGAGGCCGGCGAUCAGCCCGGCGUGCAGGGCGGCGCCUUCCUGGGCAGCCGCGCCGGCCCCUUCGGCGAGGGCGACCCCUUCAGGGACGAGGAAGAAGAGCCCUGCGACGACGGUGAGGAGGAGCCCGACAAGUGGGUGGUGACCAAGGACAAACCCAAAUACGACGAAAUCUUCCACAACCUGGCGCCCAACGAGGGCAAGCUGAGCGGCACCAAAGCUAAACACUGGAUGGUCAGCUCUCGGCUGCCCAACUCGGUCCUGGGUCGCAUCUGGAAGCUGUCCGACGUGGACCGGGACGGCAUGCUGGACGAGGAGGAGUUUGCCCUGGCCAGCCACCUGAUUGAGGUCAAGCUGGAAGGCCACGGACUGCCCCCGGAGUUGCCCGUCCGCUUGGUGCCGCCCUCCAAACGCAGGCAGAAAGGCUCCGAUGCUUGAACCCGACAACCGUUGACCAAUGAAUGGAUGACUCCCAGCUAUUUUUGGGGGCGUAGGGACGGGUGAAAUCUGUUCCUUUACAAUUCUUGACGCUAAUUACUACUUUCAUAUUAGCUGGUCUUAGGCGGCGUAAUGGAACGCCAACAUGUGGGGGAUUACUGUAAUGCAGGGGUGUCCAAACUUUUUUGUCCAAUUUGAAAAUCCUUCUACUUUCAUUUUUCAAAUAGAGUAUCGGUAUCGGGUACAAAAGAUCGGGUUUUAAAAAUGUAUUUAUUUUUAGGUUUUAACUCAUUGGCUGCCACUGACGCCGAUAGACGUCCAAUCCAUUUUCCAUUGAUGAGUACACACUGGUUAUGUUCGAAAAGGUUUUUUUUCCAUAGUAUUUCACACAUUGCAUGCCCUGUAGUUUUUUUUUUUUUUUUUUAAA
Messenger RNA from Corythoichthys intestinalis (scribbled pipefish), 2379 nucleotides. Its product is annotated as EH domain-containing protein 2-like. Gene Ontology annotation, molecular function: GTP binding; calcium ion binding; protein binding. NCBI's taxonomy places the organism in Eukaryota, Metazoa, Chordata, Actinopteri, Syngnathiformes, Syngnathidae. Gene Ontology annotation, cellular component: plasma membrane; cytoplasm. Gene Ontology annotation, biological process: endosomal transport; endocytosis. The record is from RefSeq and is a predicted model, not a curated record. The transcript has 8 exons. Bases 318 to 1952 code for a protein of 544 amino acids.